AUCCCUCCGCCGGCGCCGCCCAAGGCUUCCUCCACCGCCCUCCCGCUCCCUCCUUUCCCCUAAUUGAAGACCAAACAUCUCUCACUCUCUCUCUCUCUCUCUCUCACUCAGGCUCCUCUCCAAUCUUCAACUUCAAAUCGUCCGCCGCAGUUGUUGCGGAAUCCCUCCUCUGCAUUUAUCGUCUUCUCUUUCACGAUGAUGCCACAGCAGGGAGCCGAAUCCAUCCCGACCUCUGCUCCUUCUACGCCCAGGUUAUUAAGCUACUGCUCCUCUAUUCGUCAUCUCCAAGCCGGAAAAUCCCAAACAUCGAUAUCGCCGUCUUCUCAACUAGGGGAUAGAGACCCAAGCGUUGAACAAAGGAAACAAGGAUCUACUGUGGCGAUUCCCUCUCAUCUCCUCUCCCCAGCCGCCGUCGCCAAACACCCCCUUCACCUUCGUCUCCUCCAAUAGAUCGGCCCAACCAAAAGCUCCACCAUCAAACCCUCGAUGGAACCUAAAAGAAGGCAAUCCAAUCGGGCGACUCUACUUCUUCCUUCAGUACUUUCGCCGCUAUCAUUCUUCCCACAACGUCGGCGUUGACGGUGGUUGAAGAUGCCCCUGUUUCUUUCCAUCUCACCAUCGGGAAAGGGGAAUGGCGAGAGCUUCACUUUCCUCCCAGAUGUCGCUUCAAUUGUCUAAAGGGCUUGCGGCGUCGGGAAAGAGGAAUGGGCCAACAUUUCAAUUUGGGAUUGUGACUCAAAUUAAUGAACCUGGGUUUCGAAUUUCUCAGUCGAACAAGCACCGACUUGCAGAGAGGAAGUUCUGGCUGGAGGGAAGGAGAUUGAAAGUCGCCGACUGUAGGAGAGGAGAGAGGGGAUUGGAAGCUGAAGGGGAGCAGGUGUUUAGAUUCUUUAGAAACUUCUCGCCAGCGGAAGGGAAGUUUUGAGACUAUUUGAUUAUUUCUUCUAAUUUUUUUAUUGUUUUUAUUUUUAAAAUUAAUUUAAUUUUGAGUU
Molecule: messenger RNA, 992 nt
Organism: Linum trigynum
Lineage: Eukaryota; Viridiplantae; Streptophyta; Magnoliopsida; Malpighiales; Linaceae
Source: the annotation of a GenBank genome assembly